Molecule: messenger RNA, 1539 nt
Organism: Linum tenue
Lineage: Eukaryota; Viridiplantae; Streptophyta; Magnoliopsida; Malpighiales; Linaceae
Source: the annotation of a GenBank genome assembly
AUUUAGACGAUCUUUCAGUUGCCAUCUCGGUUCCGUUACGGCUUGGAGUUUCUUUUCUUUGGCGCCAAUCCAACUUCCGCUUAUGCCCUUUUAUUGGCUUUACCUCAUCCUUGGGGUUUUCUUAUUUUGGGGGAAGAAAAGGAGACAAAGGUUUCUUGCCUUACUUUUUGAAGAUAUGAUCGUUCAUGAACAAGAUCCUGAUGUUGUUCGGUGGGGCCUUCACAAUCUGAUAGGUGUCUUUGGAGUUCGCAAGGAUGGUUCGUGUAGUGGUGUUACUCGGUAUGAAGCAGACCAAAGCCAAGUUGAUUAUGUAAGGGAGGGCUAUAACAAACCGGCAUAUAGCAACAAUGUAGAGAGCGAUGCAGUUAUUGCACGUGCUCUGCAGGAAGAGUUCUCUCGUGUAGCAGCUGCUGAAGCGUCUGGUCGACUUGGCAAUGGACGAGAGUCCAUUGUUUCACAGGACUGGUUUAGUCCUUCAGGAAUUGAUCAUGAGAUUGGCCAGAGAAUGGGCGUUAAUGAUAAACCUGAUAGAAAGGGGGUUGCCCACUGCACACAAAAGGAAGCAGAUGGCUUUAGUGAUAAAAAAGUAGAAGAUGGUGAUGAAGUGCCCAUAUCAGUUUCUUCAUCUUUCCAGGAAGCUAAGCAUCCUAGUGUGGAAGACGAGCCAUUUGAUUUAAACAUAGCGGAUGAGUAUACCCUUGAUGGUGAAGUGGGCAAAAGGAUCAAUGAGAAGAUGGUUCCUGUUCCUCAUUUACCUAAGAUUAAUGGAGAAAUACCAACACUGGAUGAAGAGGUUUCAGAUCAUCAGAGACUCCUAGACAGGUUGAAGGUAUAUUCUCUCAUCGAGAAUAAGGUUCAAGGAGACGGUAAUUGUCAGUUUCGUGCUUUAUCAGACCAACUAUAUCGCUCUACUGAGCACCACAAAGUUGUCAGGCAGCAAGUGGUUGAUCAGCUAAGGUCUUGCCCUGAAAUGUACGAGGGGUAUGUUCCUAUGCCUUACAGCGACUAUCUGAACAACAUGUGCAAGCCUGGUGAAUGGGGUGAUCAUGUCACGCUACAAGCUGCUGCAGAUUCAUAUGGAGUGAAGAUAUUUGUGCUUACCUCUUUCAAGGACACAUGUUAUAUUGAGAUCGCGCCCCAUGUUGAGAAGUCCAAACGCAUUAUAUUCUUGAGCUUCUGGGCAGAGGUGCAUUACAAUUCAAUAUACCCUGAAGGAGAGUCGUUCUUGGCUGAGGAAAAUAAGAAGAAGAAAUGGUGGAAGCAGCCUCUCUCCAAUUAGAAAAUGGGCAAUGAAUUUACAUAUAUGCUUUGGCCAAGGGGUCGCAGCUUUUUUCUUGGGGCAUAAGCUUCCAUCCCUGAAUGUUGCUGCUGUUGGUUCUUGACAGAUGCUUGAUAAAAUUCCAUUGUAUAUGAUACAAAGAAUUACUUGCUCUCUUUCAUCUCCAUACAGGGGAGUCCCUCUCAAUUUUGUGUACAUAUGAACCGGAUUGUACAUAACAGCCGAUGCGCCUUAUAGUCAGUAUUAGUGUAUAAUACAAA